CCGCAGCUCAGUGCGCCAGAGUCCCGCCAUGCCUCGCUUUACCGUCCACGUCCGAGACGAGUGGCUGGCGGUGCCGUGCCGGGACAGCUCGUCCACCAUCCGCUGGCUGGGCCACGAAGCCCUCAAACGCUACAUGAAAAACAAGCCUGACAACGGGGGCAUCCGGGCGCUCAAGGACACCCGCUUCGCCGUGCGCAGGUGCCAGGGGCUCGGCCUGCUGGACGCCGACGACACCGUCGACGACGUCCUGGAGGAUAACGACUUCGUGGAACUGGCCAUCGAAGGAGACACCAUGUGUCCGGACUUCAUCCCGUGUGAGCCUGGAGUUUCCAAUCUCACAGCGGCAUACAGGGAACCCGGAGAUUAUAUUUGUUUGGAUGGCAACAGCCUGACCUCGACUGACCUGGUCAACUUAGGCAGAGGCCUCUACAAGAUAACACUGACCUCUGAGGCAGAGAGGAAAGUUGUGCAAUCCAGAGAACUUUUGGACACCAUCGUCAAGGAAAACAAAGUUGUGUACGGGAUUACGACCGGUUUCGGCAAAUUUGCUCGGACCGUCAUUCCUGUCAGCAAACUCAAGGAGCUGCAAGAGAACCUGGUGCGCUCACACUCAGCAGGUGUGGGCAACCCGCUGAGCCCGGAGAGGACCCGCAUGCUGCUGGCUCUGAGGAUCAACGUUCUGGCCAAAGGGCACAGCGGCAUCUCUCUGGAGACCCUUCACGCCAUGAUCCAGGCCUUCAACGCUUCCUGCCUCUCGUUCGUCCCCGAGAAGGGCACGGUGGGUGCCAGCGGAGACCUGGCGCCCCUCUCUCACCUGGCCCUGGGGCUUAUGGGCGAGGGUAAAAUGUGGUCGCCUAAGAGCGGAUGGGCCGACGCCAAAUACGUCCUGGAGGCCCAUGGGCUAAAGCCAAUAUCGCUGAAGCCCAAAGAGGGCCUGGCUCUGAUCAACGGCACCCAGAUGAUCACCUCGCUGGGGGCGGAGGCCGUGGAGCGAGCCCAGGCCAUCGCCCGCCAGGCGGACAUCAUCGCCGCGCUCACCCUGGAGGUGCUGAAGGGAACCACCAAGGCCUUCGACAGCGACAUCCACUCGCUGAGGCCCCACCCGGGACAAAUAGAGGUGGCCCAACGCUUCCGCUCGCUGCUGGACUCUGAUCACCACCCGUCCCAAAUCGCAGAGAGUCACCGCUUCUGUGACAGAGUUCAGGAUGCCUACACCAUGCGUUGCUGUCCUCAGGUCCACGGCAUUGCCAACGACACCAUCCAAUUUGUCCUGAACAUCAUCAACACAGAAAUCAACAGUGCCACGGACAACCCCAUGGUGUUUGCCGAAAGAGGUGAGACUAUUUCAGGUGGGAAUUUUCAUGGAGAGUAUCCGGCAAAGGCUCUGGACUUUCUAGCCAUCGCAGUGCACGAACUGGCCUCGAUAAGCGAAAGGAGGAUCGAGAGGUUGUGCAACCCGUCGCUGAGUGAGCUGCCGGCAUUCCUCGUCAACGAGGGGGGCCUCAACUCGGGCUUCAUGAUCGCUCACUGUACUGCUGCUGCUUUGGUUUCAGAGAAUAAAGUUUUGUGCCAUCCAUCCUCUGUGGACUCCUUGUCCACCAGUGCUGCCACGGAGGACCACGUAUCCAUGGGUGGGUGGGCUGCCAGGAAAGCUCUGAGAGUGGUGGAGCACGUGGAGCAAGUUCUGGCCAUCGAGCUCUUGGCGGCCUGCCAGGGCAUCGAGUUCCUCCGCCCGCUCCGUACCACCACGCCGCUGGAGAAGGUCUAUGACCUGGUGCGCGGUGUGGUCAAGCCGUGGAUUAAAGACAGAUUCAUGUCUCCGGACAUCGAGGCGGUGCAUCGUCUCCUGCUUGACCAGAAGGUGUGGACCGUGGCCAAGCCUUACAUUGACAAAUACCAGACGGAGUACAUCCCCGAAUCCCGUCCCGUCUCUCCGACCGCCUUCUCUCUGGAGUCGCCGCCGUCGCCCAGGAAGCGCUGUCGCCACGACUGAAGCCGCGCCCUCACCGACCGUGAUGAAUUGCUUUGAAUGACAACUGACCCACACUGAUGGGUGCCAG
Molecule: messenger RNA, 2060 nt
Organism: Phycodurus eques (leafy seadragon)
Lineage: Eukaryota; Metazoa; Chordata; Actinopteri; Syngnathiformes; Syngnathidae
Gene: hal
Product: histidine ammonia-lyase
Exons: 20
Coding region: 29-1993 (654 amino acids)
Biological process (GO): L-histidine catabolic process
Cellular component (GO): cytoplasm
Molecular function (GO): histidine ammonia-lyase activity
Source: RefSeq, a predicted model, not a curated record